Messenger RNA from Debaryomyces hansenii CBS767, 1308 nucleotides. RefSeq names its product Apm1p (gene APM1). Gene Ontology annotation, cellular component: clathrin-coated vesicle; clathrin adaptor complex. Lineage: Eukaryota; Fungi; Ascomycota; Pichiomycetes; Serinales; Debaryomycetaceae. The transcript has a single exon. The coding region runs from base 1 to 1308 and encodes 435 amino acids. Gene Ontology annotation, biological process: vesicle-mediated transport; intracellular protein transport. The record is from RefSeq and is a predicted model, not a curated record. Gene Ontology annotation, molecular function: clathrin-cargo adaptor activity.
AUGGCAUCCCAAAUACACUUCUUGGAUAUAAAAGGGAAGACCUUACUUUCAAGGGAUUACAAAGGAGAUAUUCCUUCUAAUACGAUUGAAAAAUUCCCACUUUUAUUGUUAGAUCUUGAGAAUGAUGAAAAUAAUGAAGAGUCUAACUAUAAGCCAUUUGUAAACUAUCAAGGAAUAAACUAUAUCUAUAUCAAUCAUAAUAAUUUAUACGUAUGUGCAUUAACAAGAAAGAAUGAUAAUGUCAUGGCAAUAAUUGUAUUCUUAUCGAAAUUGAUUGAGGUUUUAACCGAGUAUUUCAAAGUAUUGGAAGAAGAAUCAAUCAGAGAUAAUUUCGUUAUAAUAUAUGAAUUAUUGGAUGAAAUGAUGGACUUUGGACAUCCACAAACCAGCGAUACACAAAUCUUAAAGCAAUACAUCACCCAGGAUUAUUUCAAACUCAUCAGAAAAACAUCCCUGAGACUUGUUCAACCACCUAAUGCAGUUACCAAUUCUGUUAAUUGGAGAAGUGAAGGAAUUGUCUAUAAGAAAAAUGAAGCCUUUUUGGAUGUGGUUGAGUCCAUCAAUAUGUUAAUAAACGCGCAAGGACAGGUAUUGAAUAGUGAAAUUUUAGGAGAAGUCAAAAUUAAGUCUCACUUAAGUGGUAUGCCAGACUUAAGGUUAGGGUUAAACGAUAAAGGUAUCUUUAAUAAUGAGUCUAAUAAUAAAAAUAUCGAUCUAGAGGAUAUAAAGUUCCACCAAUGUGUUAGAUUAUCAAAGUUUGAAAAUGAAAAGAUUAUUACAUUUAUACCCCCUGACGGCGAAUUUACCUUAAUGUCUUAUAGAUUGUCGUCUAACCAAUUUUUGGUGAAGCCAUUGAUUUUGGUCAAUUGUAAGACCAAAGUCCAUAAACAUUCAAGAAUAGAGAUAUUAUGUUCUGUCAAGGCUCAAAUCAAGAAAAGAUCUGUUGCUAAUAACGUGGAGAUCGUGAUCCCAUUACCAGAUGAUGCCGAUACCCCAAAGUUUACUCCAGAAUAUGGGACUGUUAAAUGGAUACCAGAGAAGGCUUGUUUGAUUUGGAAGUUGAAGACUUUCCCAGGAGGUAAGCAAUUUCACAUGAGAGCUGAAUUAGGAUUACCUUCGGUAGUUGAUUCAGAAACUAUAUUGUCCAAAAAGCCAAUUAAGGUUAAUUUUUCAAUCCCUUAUUUUACCACGAGUGGUAUCCAAGUCAGAUAUUUAAGAAUUAAUGAACCAAAAUUACAAUACCAGUCUUACCCUUGGGUCAGAUAUAUCACCCAGGCAGGAGAGGACUAUACCGUUAGACUCAAAUAA